UUACCUAUUCUCAAAUCUAUGUCAUAAAAGGCCUAUAAACAAAAAUGAUAAUAAAAAUGUUUUUGUUUUGUAUGCAUCGCAUUCCCACAUUCAUGCAUUACCUUUUUUCAAUAAUAAUAAAAUGAAAAACACACUCAUACCUUCUCGAAACUUCAGGAGACUUGCCCUUCACCAUAGCGAGGAAAUCGAAGAAGAAAUCGGCUCAAGAGCCCCUUCCCCCACAUUCAUACCCUACGCGUGCAAACAUCCACAGACUCAUGGAUCAAGAAGGACAGGAUCAAGCGGCCUUAAGAGAGGACGUUGACGCAAUGAAAGUCAAGAUGGACAAGAUGCUCGAGCUUGUCCAAGCUUUGGUAAACAACCAUCAGCCUGCUGCGACCGCUCCGAAUGCGAACUGGCCUGAAUACGGUCUUCCCGCUGGCUACACUCCACCCGAAGAAGAUGGUGGCGUACCUCCCCCUCCAGAGCCUGUUGUCAUCCCUGUUUCGAAUGAAGUACCAUCCGCUCAAGGAGCUCGCGCCAGCACCGAGCCGAAUACCUCGGAGAUUGUUCAGCCUACUCAGACCCCACCAACGCUUGAGGCUGAUCAAGGAGAUAAGUAUAAGGCCUUAGAAGAAAGGUUGAAGGCUAUUGAAGGUGUUAGUGCCUUCGGGUUUGAUGCUUCAAACAUGUGCUUAGUUCCAGAUGUGGUGGUCCCACCAAAGUUCAAAGCCCCGGAUUUUGAUAAGUACAAGGGCACUGGCUGUCCAAAAAUCCACAUCAAGAGGUUCUAUACCAAGAUGGCUGCUCAUGCUUCGAAUGAGAAACUGCUCAUUCACAUCUUCCAAGACAGUUUAAGUGGAGCUUCACUUGAUUGGUACAUGCAAUUGGAAAGGGCUCAGAUCAAAACUUGGAAAGAUCUUGUGGAUGCUUUCCUUACUCAAUACAGUUACAAUCUGAAUAUUGCUCCCAACCGCAUGCAACUACAAAACCUGUCUCAAAGGAGUAAUGAAGCAUUCAAGGAAUAUGCCCAGCGUUGGAGGGAGUUGGCCGCUCAAGUCCAACCUCCCUUGAUGGAUCGCGAAUUGGUAGACACUUUCAUGAGCACUCUGCAAGGACCCUACUAUGAAAAAAUGAUAGGGAGUAUUUCAUCCAAUUUCGCAGAUUUGGUCAUCAUAGGAGAGCGUGUGGAAGCAGGAAUUAAGAAUGGAAAGAUUCAUAAGUUCACUAAGGAUCAGACUGGUGGAAGGAGGUCCUUCAAUGCGAAUCCAAGGAAGAAGGAGGAGGAAACUAAUGCCAUCACCACAAGUGCACCAGCUCAAAUAUCAUACUCGGCAAUUGUUCCUCCACAACCACAACAAAGGAACCAAUCUAAUGGCCGAAACAACUUUGAAAAGAGGGUUGUGCAAUUAGACCGUGUGCCUGUGCCAUACGGUCAAAUCCUCCCUUAUCUGCUACAAAAAGGGAUGAUAGAGCUAAAGCAGCUUCCACCGAAGCUGUUAACCUUUAAGGAGGAGGGACCCAAUGUGAAGACCAAUCCGCUGCCUGGCCAUGCUGGCCCAUCUGUGAAUGCUGUGGAAGAUGAUGGAGGAAUUCAAUUGAUAGAUGAAGUUUCUAAGAUCCGAACUCCACUAGCAAUAGUUAGAGAAAAGCUAAUUGGUUAUGAAGAAUUCGAGAUGAUGCACUCUGACUGUGAAGAGUGUGCAAGGAAACCUGAGAAUUGUAAGAAGAUGAGGAUGUGCUUACAACAGUUGAUGGAUCAAGGCUUGGUCCAGAUUGGCUACUCAGUAGUAAACCCUGUCAUUGCGGCAUUAGAGGACUUCACGCCAAUUGAGAUCCCAUUCAAAAGGGCCCCUAUACCAAAUAAAGAAGUCCACCAACUAGUCUUCAGGGUGCCUAAGUCUUUUCCAUUCGAGAGCACUCAAAAAGUACCAUGGAAUUAUCAACCUAUUGUUUCCAUGGGCCAAGAGCAAGUAACACUUGAAAAUCCCUCCGUUGACAGCAUUGCAGGGAUAGGAGGGAUGACAAGAAGUGGGAGGAUCUUUUCUCAUGAUCAGUCAAGCAAGAUUAUUGAGAAGCCCCUAUUGGAUCUAGCUAAAGGGAAGCAUGUAGAAGAGAUGGGUAAAGAGCAGCCCCAUAAGGUGGCACCUAAAGGGGAUGCCGAAGAAUUUUUAAAGAUCAUUCGCAAGAGUGAUUAUCAAGUGGUUGAUCAGUUAGGGCAAACUCCAUCUAAAAUCUCUAUGCUCUCAUUAUUGCUAUCCUCAGAAAUCCAUAGGAAUGCCUUAAUGAAAGUGUUGGGAGAAGCCCAUAUUGAGAAAGACGUCACCGUGAAUCAAUUUGACGGGAUAAUAGCCAACAUCGCUUCAAGCAGAUAUCUCGGGUUUAAUGAUGAAGAAUUACCAGCCAAAGGUUGUGACCACAACAAGGCAUUGUAUAUAUCUGUCAAGUGUUUGGGCAACAUCUUGUCCAAAGUAUUGAUAGAUAAUGGUUCGUCCCUGAAUGUCAUGCCCAAGAGGACCUUCGAUAAGUUAAACAGCGAAGGGGCAGUAAUGAGGCCUAGCACACUUGUUGUCAAAGCCUUCGAUGGCUCUGAAAGGACGGUCAUGGGAGAGAUAGACCUUCCAGUUUUGGUUGGUCCCCAGCUCUUCACAAUCACUUUCCAAGUCAUGGAUAUUAAUCCUGCUUAUAGUUGCCUCCUUGGAAGACCAUGGAUUCAUUCGGCUGGCGUUGUCACAUCCACCCUACAUCAAAAACUCAAGUUCAUGUCCAACGGCAAGAUCAUCAUAGUAUCCAGUCAAGAGGAUAUUAUGGUGAGUCAUUUGUCCGCCUUUCAGUACAUUGAGGAAGAUGAGCAAGCAGUGGAAAUUCCGUUUCAGGCUCUGGAGGUCGCAACUGUCACCAUGAAGCGAAAGAAGAAAGCUAAACUUGCCUUCACUUCAUGGCAAGCAAUGAAGGAAGCAUUGAACGAAGCAAGUCUAGAGGGUUGGGGGAAGGUGCCUGUGGUUCAAGAAAAGAAGGAUCGCUUUGGGCUAGGAUAUCGACCAUCAACAAAGGGAUCGACCAGUUCUAACUACAAGGGUGGUCGUUCCCUCCAAGAAAUGUUUCGCAGUGCGGGGUUCAACAACAAAGAGCAAGUGAACAUGAUUGGGGAUAAUGAGGAAGAUGCACCUAACCUAAUGCGCAGCUGUGCUAAUGAAGAGCCCCUCAACAAUUGGAAGGCCGAGGAGAUUUCUGAAGUUUCUUUUAAAAUGAAAACAUCCUCAUGCAGAUCCAUAGAAAUACCCGUUGAAACCUACCCCGCUAGUUUCCCUUUUGACUUCGAACAUCCGGUAAACCAAGCCGAAGGAGUUGACGAGGAUGAUUGUGAACUUCCUGAAGGACUAGCUCGCCUGUUGAAACAAGAAGAAAAGGCCAUUCAGCCGCAUCAAGAGCAAGUUGAGACAAUCAACUUGGGGAGCGAGUCAGAUGUAAAAGAGGUCAAAGUAGGGGCAUCAUUGCAAGAAGAUGUAAAGAAGGAUCUGGUCAGUUUGUUGCAAGAAUACGUCGAUGUGUUUGCUUGGUCUUAUCAAGAUAUGCCAGGAUUGGAUACCGACAUAGUUGUGCACAAGCUCCCACUCAAGCCUGAAUGUGCACCUGUAAAACAGAAGAUGAGGAGAACAAGACCUGAUAUGGCUCUCAAGAUCAGAGAAGAAGUGAAGAAGCAAUUUGAUGCAGGAUUUCUAGCUGUGGCCAAGUACCCGCAAUGGGUUGCCAACAUUGUACCUGUCCCAAAGAAAGAUGGCAAGGUACGAAUGUGUGUGGAUUACCGAGACUUGAACCGAGCAAGUCCAAAGGAUGACUUCCCGUUGCCCUACAUAGAUGUGUUGGUGGAUAAUACCGCUCAGUCCUCAGUGUUUUCUUUCAUGGAUGGUUUCUCCGGAUAUAAUCAGAUCAAGAUGAAUCCUGAAGAUAUGGAAAAAACUACUUUCAUUACUCCGUGGGGAACUUUCUGCUACAAAGUCAUGCCUUUUGGUUUGAAGAAUGCUGGAGCAACAUAUCAAAGAGCGAUGGUGACCCUCUUUCAUGAUAUGAUUCACAAGGAGAUAGAGGUGUACGUGGAUGAUAUGAUUGCUAAGUCUCAAGGAGAAGAAGAGCACCUGGUCCACCUGCGUAAGUUGUUCGCACGUUUAAGGAAGUUCAGAUUGCGACUGAAUCCUAACAAAUGUACAUUCGGGGUCAGAUCAGGAAAACUGUUAGGGUUCAUAGUCAGCCAAAGAGGAAUUGAGGUAGACCCAGAUAAGGUUAAGGCUAUACAAGAAAUGCCUGCGCCCAAAUCUGAAAAGGAGGUGCGUGGUUUCUUGGGAAGACUGAAUUACAUCGCCCGCUUUAUCUCGCAUCUCACAUCUACCUGUGAACCAAUCUUCAAGUUAUUAAGGAAGGAUCAAGCUGUUGAAUGGAAUGACGACUGUCAAAAGGCAUUUGAUAAGAUCAAGGAAUAUCUGCAAGAGCCGCCCAUCCUGAUUCCACCUGUGCCCGGUAGGCCACUCUUAAUGUACAUGACUGUGCUUGAAGAUUCAAUGGGUUGUGUGUUGGGUCAACAAGAUGAAACCGGUAAAAAGGAGCAUGCCGUCUAUUUCCUAAGCAAGAAGUUCACAGAUUGUGAAUCAAGGUACACUGCCCUCGAGAAGACCUGUUGCGCGCUAGCAUGGGCUGCCCGACGCCUAAGGCAGUACAUGUUAACUCACACUACGCAUUUGAUUUCCAAGAUGGAUCCUAUCAAGUACAUCUUUGAAAAACCUGCCGUUACCGGAAAGAUUGCGCGCUGGCAGAUAUUGCUGUCUGAGUACGAUAUCCAGUAUGUCGCUCAAAAGGCAAUCAAAGGAAGUGUGUUGUCGGAGUAUCUUGCUCACCAACCUCUAGAAGAGCAUCAGCCGGUUCCAUCCGAUUUUCCUGAUGAAGAUGUUAUGAUCUUAGAGAAAGUUAUAGGAGAUGAAGAAGGGCCCGAACCAGGCGCUCGUUGGAAACUAGUCUUCGAUGGAGCUUCCAAUGCCAUGGGGCACGGAGUCGGGGCAGUUUUGAUAUCACCAAGAGGUGGAUAUAGACCUCUUGCAGCCAGAUUGUGUUUUGAGUGUACAAACAACAUAGCAGAAUAUGAAGCCUGCAUCAUGGGUCUCGAGGCAGCCAUCGAUCUAAGGAUCAAAAUCUUAGAAGUAUAUGGAGACUCAGCGUUAGUAAUCUGUCAAGUAAAAGGAGAAUGGGAAGCACGGCACCCAAAGAUAAUCCCAUAUUGCACUCAAGUCAAGAAGCUAGCAGAGUACUUUGAUGAGAUCACUUUCCAUCACAUUCCAAGGGAAGAGAAUCAGGUGGCCGACGCUUUAGCUACAUUAUCUUCAAUGUACAAAGUAAGGUUCCACAACGAAGCGCCUCUCAUAGUAUUGGAACGUAAGGAUGAACCAGCUGUGUGCACAGUGGCUUCAAAGGAAUGUGAUGACAAACCAUGGUUCCAUGAUAUCAAACGAUAUUUGGAAAAACAAGAGUAUCCCGAAGGUGCGUCAAUCAGUGACAGAAAAACAUUAAGAAGGUUGGCCACACAGUUCUUCUUAGAUGGGGAAGUACUCUACAAAAGAAACUAUGACAUGGUGUUGCUUAGAUGUGUAGACCGACAAGAAGCGGAUCAUCUUCUGGCAGAAAUCCAUGCAGGAACUUUCGGGACUCACGCCAAUGGGCAUGCAAUGGCGAGGAAGAUCUUGAGGGCAGGGUAUUAUUGGCUGACCAUGGAAGCAGACUGCUACCGUUAUGUCAAAACAUGUCAUAAGUGCCAAAUAUAUGCCGACAAGGUGCAUGUGCCACCAAACCCGUUGAAUGUAUUAACGGCACCUUGGCCGUUCUCUAUGUGGGGCAUUGAUGUAAUUGGAAUGAUUGAGCCGAAAGCUUCUAACGGACACAGGUUCAUCUUGGUCGCUAUUGAUUACUUCACCAAAUGGGUUGAAGCUGCUUCAUAUGCGAAUGUGACACAACAAGUAGUAGCCCGAUUCAUCAAGAAAGAAAUAAUUUGUCGUUACGGGAUUCCUAACAAAAUUAUCACAGAUAAUGGGUCAAACCUAAACAACAAGUUAGUGAAAGAAUUAUGCGAUGGUUUCAAGAUUGAACACCAUAACUCUUCGCCAUACCGACCACAGAUGAACGGCGCCGUGGAAGCAGCCAACAAGAAUAUCAAGAGGAUUAUUCAGAAGAUGGUCAAGACGUAUAAAGAUUGGCAUGAGAUGCUCCCGUAUGCAUUGCAUGGAUAUAGGACGACUAUCCGUACCUCAACCGGGGCAACCCCUUUUUCUCUGGUAUAUGGCAUGGAGGCAGUACUUCCCGUAGAGGUGGAAAUCCCUUCAUUGAGAGUGUUGAUGGAGACCAAACUAGAAGAGGCGGAGUGGGCCCAAACAAGGUUUGACCAGUUGAACCUCAUAGAGGAAAAGCGCUUAACGGCACUCUGCCAUGGUCAGCUGUAUCAACAACGACGCAAGAAGGCCUUUGACAAGAAAGUGCGCCCCCAUGAGUUUCGAGAAGGCGAGCUAGUAUUGAAGAAGAUCUUGCCCAUCCACAAAGAUUCCCGAGGCAAAUGGACCCCUAACUAUGAGGGACCAUACGUGGUGAAGAAAGCAUUUUCAGGAGGAGCCUUAAUCCUCACCACUAUGGAUGGAGAAGAAUUUCCACUCCCAGUGAAUGCUGACGCGGUCAAGAAGUAUUAUGCCUAAAAAAAAAAAGAGAAAUAAAAAAUAAAGGCUCGCUAGAUUGAAAACCCGAAAGGGCAAUCUAGGCAAUAGAGAGCGUCCCGGUAGACUGAAAACCUGAAAGGGCAGUCUAGGCAAAAAUUAGGGACACCAAAAAAGGAAAUGUAAUCCCGGUGGAUUGAAAACCCGAAAGGGCGAUCCAGGCAAAAGUUAGGGAUAUGUAAAAAAAAAAAAGGAAAAUAGAAGGCAGGAGACCCAAGGCGUCAGCAUUGUAGUAGAAGGCUCAAGUGGAAGUGAUCGGUCUAAUUGUCAGCUUCGAGGUUAAAGUUUGUGUAUGUUGGAAGUCACGAGGGAAACGGUGGAUGAGGUGUUGUUGACCUUUUGUUUUUGUUGCCAUUCCCAAAAUUAGUAAUCUCCUCUUAUAGGAAUUGCUUUCCUAUGUAUUGACACCCAUUCGAGGGUCAAUAUUUCAUCAAUAAAAUCCCUUUUGUCUAUUUGUUUUAUGUCUUGUUUCUCAUAAAAUGCAUUCUUUUCUUCUUGAUAGUGCAUAAAAAAUGUGAGGGCUCAUAAAAGGAUAUAGUUAAGACUUUUCCGAGAAAAACGGCAUUUGUUUAUAAGAAAAGAUGAUCCUCGGUUUUUAACCUUGCACCCGCAGUGCAAACUCGUAGCAAGCAAAGAGAUCGUGUUCCUUGAAAGAAAAAUAAGUAUUGUGUGAGAGGAGAUAAUAGGGGCAUUACCUGUAGAGAGACGAGAAGGAUGACGUGCAUUAAUGUUUUAAUUCAUACACCUCAAAAGAAAUCAUGCAUUUGGCUUAAAAAGUUUUUUCUGCAUAAAUAAACAUGCUCGCAUAUAGAAUUCAUGGUAUGUGGAAACCCGAUGGCUUAGAAGUUGUUUAACCCUCUCCCCCAGUUAGCUUGAGGUAACGAGAUGAUAUUUCUCGAAUGUGUGUCUGCCUGCCUCGCAGGACGUCGAUAGUGGUUUACCCAGAUGGCUAGUGUGUAUGUAUGAGUGCAUAUCGAGUCCUAUGUGAAGUGAAUGUUAUUUCGAGUCCUAUGUGAAGUAAAUGUUAUUUCGAGUCCUAUGUGAAGUGAAUGUUAUUUCGAGUCCUAUGUGAAGUGAAUGCAUAUCGAGUCCUAUGUGAAGUGAAUGUUAUUUCGAGUCCUAUGUGAAGUGAAUGUUAUUUCGAGUCUUAUGUGAAGUGAAUGUUAUUUCGAGUCUUAUGUGAAGUGAAUGUUAUUUCGAGUCCUAUGUGAAGUGAAUGUUAUUGAGCCCUAUGUUUAAUUAUGGAUCGAGUCUUAUGUGAAACGAAUGUUUUUGAGCCCUGUGUGAAGUAAGUGAGUCUUAUCUGUAUGAGUGGAAAUUGAGUCUUAUGUGAAGUGUAGAAUGAGUCUUAUGUGAAGUAAACCUUGAGUCUUAUGUGAAUUGAGCCCUAUCUAUGUGAAUGUAAUAGAGUCUUACCUGUGUGGAUGUUGAGUUUGUGAUGAGUCUUACUUGUGUAAAUUGAGUCCUACCUUGUGGAUGUUGAGGUUUUUAAUGAGUCUUACCUGUGUGAAUGAGCGUUUGAGUCUUACCCGAGUCUUAUCUGAAUGAGUAUUUGAGUCCUGCCAGAGUUAUUAGAAUCCCAGAGGAUUGUUGUUGGUUGAGUUUUAAAUGAUUUUUGUCGGUAUAGAUGAGUCUUGCCUGAGUCUUGUUUGCGUGAUUGAAAGUUGAGUCUUACUGGUGGAGAUGUUAAGGGUGGUAUUAUCUGAGUCUUGCUGGAUUGUUGGGGUCUUACCCGUGCGAGUAUAGAGUUUCAAAUGAGUCUCAUCAGGGUCAUAGUGCAAACAGAGUAUCAUGUAAUUGAAGUAAUCGUAGAGGUCCGUUCUUGCUGUCUGGUCAAAAUUCGAGUCCUUAAGUAUUUAAUCGUCUUCCACCAUGAGUAUGCAAAGAUGUAGUCAAUGCACUCUCGGGUGAAAGUCAAUUAAAUAGGGGCAGCUGUUGUACCCUAAUUUUGUCCUACCUUUUCUUAAAAAAAAAAAAUUUAAUUUCUAUUAUUAUUGUUGUUAUUAUUAAAAAAAAAAAAAAAAAAAACAAAAGAAUAAAAAAGAGGAGGAGUUCCACGUGAAACAACAACAAUUUGGCAGCAAGCACUCUCCACUCCCCUUACUUCAAGCUUACAAUUUUAACCUCUUCCCAAAUAAAACCAAUCAUCCACCAAGAGCAAAAGAUGAUGUUUUUCCUUCCCUUCUUGGCCAAUUAAACCCUAAAUUUCUAAUAUAAGUAGAGGACGUUUUUCAGAGCAAAGGGAGGCAAUUUUAGGAGCUGAAACGGAGAAGAGAAAAACCAAAAAAAUCUCAUUUUUUCAUCACUUUUCCAAAAUCCGAAAUUGACUCAAACACCUUCCAAACUUCAAUCUUCUUCACCCAAGAGCCUCCAAACACUUUCAGUAGAUAAUAACCAUCGAAAAAACGAAAGAAAACCGUCCAGAAAAGCCUACCCAAAACUCCAAAAUUGCCAAGAAAAAGGGGUUAACAAACCCACUGAUACAAAGCUCAAAACAAGUAGGUUUCUAAACGUUUUUCACUCAUGAACACCCAAUGAAGCUUUUCCAUUCGUUAAUUUUGCUUAAUCUUGCUUAAAUCAUAUUUUGGUUUUUUGAGUUCUCAAGUUGUUGUUCCGUUUUUUCAAAAUAUAAGCCUCCACUGUGAAAUCUAAGCAUAGAUUCAUGACCAGUGCGAAAAACCGAGCAAAACGGUAUAUAAGUUUGUGAUUUUUGAUGAAGUUUUGGCCAAGUUGUUGUUGUUGGCCGUGAGCUUCAAAGCUCUUUCAUGGCUUCCCUUUUGUUGUUCUUCAUCGUGAAGAAGGAGAUGGGGUUGAAGACGAUGACGUGUCAGCACGUCAUUGGCUCCCCCUUUAUUUUAAAACACAAUCGUUAGAUCGGAUGUAAGGCCGAGAUCUGUUAGUGGAUUUUUUAAAUCCAAGCCAUUUGAUCAAAUCAAAAGGCCUAGAUCCGGGAAGCCUACCAUACACCCUUAUCUUAACGCUGUACCUGAUUAGUUUUUGUUCUGCUCUUUUUUUGUUUGGACGAUUUAGUCUGGGCUGGGCCUGGUGCUGUAGAUUGCU
Messenger RNA from Trifolium pratense (red clover), 9782 nucleotides. RefSeq lists its product as uncharacterized. Gene Ontology annotation, biological process: DNA integration. Lineage: Eukaryota; Viridiplantae; Streptophyta; Magnoliopsida; Fabales; Fabaceae. The transcript has 3 exons. Gene Ontology annotation, molecular function: nucleic acid binding; RNA-DNA hybrid ribonuclease activity. Bases 258 to 6704 code for a protein of 2148 amino acids. The record is from RefSeq and is a predicted model, not a curated record.